This is a messenger RNA of Sclerotinia sclerotiorum 1980 UF-70, 606 nucleotides long. RefSeq lists its product as hypothetical. NCBI's taxonomy places the organism in Eukaryota, Fungi, Ascomycota, Leotiomycetes, Helotiales, Sclerotiniaceae. Bases 1 to 606 code for a protein of 201 amino acids. The transcript has a single exon. The record is from RefSeq and is a predicted model, not a curated record.
AUGGCCGACAAACCCCAAAUAAUCAUCCGCUCUCCCCUCAAAUACAACCAUCCUUCACCAACCUUCACCACGCCCCCUCUCGAAUGGCUUCAGCACACCUGGUCCGUCACGCAUUCCACGCUUCCCAUGUGGAAAAAGGCAAAAAAUGUACGCAUAACCUAUAAAAUCAUACCGUCCACCUCUCCUCACGCAGCGCCGCUUCUCGACGAUGAGGUAACCUCUACGCCUACAUCUAGAACCUGGUUGCCGCAGCCGAAAAGUAUACAGGGUAUUGAUACGCCGGAUGGAGAUGGAGCGUGGAAUUGGAGAGGGAAGGGUUGGUUGAAGAUUGCGAGUAGUCAUUGGGAGGUAUUGGGAUGGGGAGAGAGGGAGAUUACGGAGGGGUUGGGGAUGGGUGAGAAGGAGAGGUGGGUUGUUACUUGGUUUGCGCCGAGUUUGUUUACGCCACAGGGGCUGGAUAUCUAUAGUAGCAGGAAGGAGGGAUUAUCAGAGGGGACGUACAAGGAGGUCAAGCAGGCGUUGGAGGGGAUGGAAGCUGCUGAUUUGGGGGAACUGGUCAAGAAGGAUAUGUUUGAGGUUAAGAUUGAGUAUCAAGGGUAUAAUUAG